This is a messenger RNA of Cyphellophora attinorum, 723 nucleotides long. RefSeq lists its product as uncharacterized. The transcript has 3 exons. The record is from RefSeq and is a predicted model, not a curated record. The coding region runs from base 1 to 723 and encodes 240 amino acids. Lineage: Eukaryota; Fungi; Ascomycota; Eurotiomycetes; Chaetothyriales; Cyphellophoraceae.
AUGUCUGGAAUCGACGACAACUUGGAGGCGCUCAUCAAGUCCGUCGCGUCCACACUGAACGCGCAGCAGAUCCCGUGCGUGCUUUGGGGCCACUGUAUGCUCUCCAUUCACGGCGUCAGUACCUUCAUCGGGUCUCUGGAUUUCAUCGUCUCCGAUACUCAUCUCGACCAAGCUGUUGCUAUUCUUGAGCAAAGUCCAGCACUUGUACCAUGUCCACAGACAAUAUGUCCUGAGACCUCAGAACGUCAAUCAAGCCCACCGCCCAAACAUCAUGUGCAUCACAAAGGCUGUCUUGAGUUCACUAUCCAGCUCUUCUCACAGACAGACGCUCUGCCAUUCCUUGAGCCCAUCGACCAAUCGCUUUCGUCGAAACAGCAGCUCCCCGCCACCUACGUCCUCGCUUCCGACUACAUAUCACUUCCACCCAAUCGACCGAACCGUGGAAGUGGUCAUCUCAAAGAAGCGUUCACGGACCAUGCCGAUUGGGCUAUGGGAAUGGCCAUCCUCAUCAGAGAAUACGUCGGCCGUGAUGGCUACCUGAAUACACCGAUAGACCAGAAACGUCUCUCCAGGGAGACCGGUGCACUAUUCAUCGAAAUGUUUAGACUGAAGAGACCAGCAGGCGACUGGCUGAGAGACCUGAGACGAAGCUUCGACAUGGACGAACAGGACGUGGUAAUGGACGGUUCGGCGACUGUGAGGGAGAAGGUACAGGCGACUUAG